GGUGGAAAUGGGCGAUAUCGACAUUGUUAAAGUCUUGAUAAAAGCUGGAGCAAGAGUAGACUGCAAAGACAACUCCGGUAAAACCCCGCUACUGUUGGCUUUGGAGGAUGGAAAAUUCAAAAUUGCAGAGUAUCUUAUAAAACACGGAAGUGAUGUCAACGAAGUUGAUGACCUUGGCCAAUCUGCCCUCCAUCUUGUUGUCUCCGGACAACACAAUGAUUGUGCUCGAAUUAUACGAAUUUUGUUUAAAUGCAGAUACGUCAUGAAAGAUGUAGAUAACUGGCUAUCUCCCGAAGAUUUAGCUGCUAACCAAAAACUUCAGUCGAUUUAUCUCAAGCAAAUUCAAAAUGCAAAUGCUCCAGUUAAGGUCAAUUCAAUGGAGUCGAUAGCCAUCCCUAGGGAAUGCUUUGAAUCCUGAAGAGAGAGAGAGCAUCAUUGCAAGACAUUAUCCAUAUCCUAAUGGAAAACUCCGGUGCCUGCUGAACGGUCCUAUGCAGAAUCGUGAGCUGCAACAUCUCCGAAUCACGACAGGAUUUAUUAACCGAUGAUUCUAAGAUACGACUGGACAAGAUUCCCGAAAAUAAUGAGAAAUUGCUUUUUUAAAAGUUACUUUCCAUAUCUGUAAGUCGUUUAUAAAUUCUAAAGUGAAUAAACUGUUUUAGCUUUU
Molecule: messenger RNA, 667 nt
Organism: Saccostrea cuccullata (small rock oyster)
Lineage: Eukaryota; Metazoa; Mollusca; Bivalvia; Ostreida; Ostreidae
Product: GA-binding protein subunit beta-1-like
Exons: 2
Coding region: 8-418 (136 amino acids)
Biological process (GO): regulation of gene expression
Cellular component (GO): nucleus
Molecular function (GO): protein binding
Source: RefSeq, a predicted model, not a curated record